AAACGACAUGUCGUAUACUUUCUAAAAAUCACACACUGUUGUGUGUGUCUAUAAAACCCCCAAAAAACCCAGAAGUGAGUAGCAGAGACUGAGAAUGGCCUACUCCAAAGUCGUCUCUAGGUUAUCCUCCAGAUUAAACCCCUCCUUCACUCACACCCUCACCAAAACGACGCCGUCUCCGGCACCGGGGCUCUCCUCGCUCAAAUUUCCGACACCCGCUCCCGUCCGGCGCAUUUCCAGGCUACCAUUGGAAUUGAGCAGCGUGGAGUCGAUGUUGCCGCUGCACAGUGCAAUCGCUUCGGCGCGGUUGAUAUCGAGCUUGCCGAUUGACUCCCAGAGCUGGGGAUUAGUUCCUCAAGGAAUUUCGAUGCCUUUAUGACAGCACUCUCUGUAUCAAAUUGUCCCGCAGAGAUUUUGUUUGGCGGCAAUGUAGGGCUCGUGUUGACAAUUUCCUAUGUGACUAUAGUAGCGUAAUGUGUUAAACUGUUUAUUGGGCAUCAGUGCUUGUUGAUUUUCAUCCUUUGUCAGAAUCCCCUUAUAAAGGAUUCAGCCUCUUCCUGCUGAGCCAAGCAGGGGGACGAUUGAGUUGUUAUUGCUUAGUAUCAGCUCUGAGUUGCAUGUCAAAUUACAGUCACACAACAUUGGCAUUGUAAGGUGAUUUAAGCCCAUGUUAAUUCUGCCAGUUGCUUAUCUUCAGAAUCCUUAACGCGGUACUUUUGAGUUUCGACAUGUUCUUUGAGAGAGUUUCCUUAUUGCAAUACUUUUGUGUUUAGCAUAAUCUUUGAGAUGUUAUGGUGAAGGAGCCUUUGCGCCAGGGUUAGAAACAUGCCGGAUCACUGGAGGUUUGGAGAGUA
Argentina anserina (silverweed cinquefoil) is the source of this 854-nucleotide messenger RNA. Its product is annotated as protein NONRESPONDING TO OXYLIPINS 2, mitochondrial. The record is from RefSeq and is a predicted model, not a curated record. The transcript has 3 exons. NCBI's taxonomy places the organism in Eukaryota, Viridiplantae, Streptophyta, Magnoliopsida, Rosales, Rosaceae. Bases 95 to 379 code for a protein of 94 amino acids. Gene Ontology annotation, cellular component: mitochondrion.